Drosophila biarmipes is the source of this 5424-nucleotide messenger RNA. RefSeq names its product protein boule. Gene Ontology annotation, molecular function: protein binding; RNA binding. The transcript has 8 exons. The record is from RefSeq and is a predicted model, not a curated record. NCBI's taxonomy places the organism in Eukaryota, Metazoa, Arthropoda, Insecta, Diptera, Drosophilidae. Bases 881 to 1465 code for a protein of 194 amino acids.
ACUCCGAACCGCUCCAGCCGCGCUGAGUUUUCCUUGGCAGCCGUAAGUUGGAGAAAAAGAAAGGAAACACAUGUGUCCCGCUCUGUGUUUUGUUUUUCGACUGCCCCAGUAGACGGCGCGUAGUUUUUCACUUUGACGGGAGUUUUCCUUUCGGUCGUCGCCUCACACUCAUUUCUAAUUGUGAUUCGUAGGAAGUAAGUUCUCUAGUGCAAAAUAAAUAUUCAAGUAAAAUAGUUAUAAAUCGGAACACAACAAUAAAUACAAGCAAACACCACCAAGUAUCGAAAAUAGAGAAAUAAAUUUAAAAAAAACAAGAAAUUAUCCAUCCUAAACUCGUCGCCCCAACGUCUUUUGGUCUUCUUGUUCUCGUUCAACGUCCGUUAAACACCACGCAUCAAGAUUGAGUAACAUCAUCUGUGGAUAUCCCGAGAUAUAUAGAUACAAUAUCUGUGACAAGCGAGUGCCAGAGAUAUAGAUGAUAAGGAAAGCCACUUGCCACUGUAACUGUAAACGGAGUCCCCUCACGUAAGGCGCAACGUAACCUCGCAACGUAUCGGAGGCAAUCGGAGAUCUAACGAUUUCGAGAGUCCGCCCGGCAGCAAGGAGCACUUCAAACUGUAUACAUGCGUGCUACAACUAAGCCAGUGGAAGCCAUCUCGAUAGUCCCAGCCGCCGCAUAAUCGCCAUCCAAUUCGAACCGCUUCGAAAAAGUCCAAUCUCGGCCAAAACAGAGAACAGCAGACAAGCCCGAGCCGCUCGACCCCACGAACGGCAGCGAGAAGAACCUCUUUGGCCAGCGCGCACCCCGAGCUCCAGCUACAGCCUCAACAUUCUGCCCUUCGGAGCCCCCAACUUUCGUCUGGAGACGACACCCGCAGAGAUGCACAAGAUCGCGGCAGCGCCGCCUCCGACGGCAGCGCCCGGCGGAGGACUGGAGACGCCCCUGGCGGCGCCCAAAUACGGCACACUAAUACCCAACCGCAUCUUUGUGGGCGGCAUCAGCGGCGACACCACCGAGGCCGAUCUGACCCGCGUCUUCAGCGCCUACGGCACGGUGAAGAGCACCAAGAUCAUCGUGGAUCGGGCUGGCGUGAGCAAGGGCUACGGAUUUGUCACCUUCGAGACGGAGCAGGAGGCGCAAAGACUGCAAGCGGACGGUGAGUGCGUGGUUCUACGUGAUCGCAAGCUGAACAUUGCACCGGCCAUCAAGAAGCAGCCCAAUCCUCUGCAAUCCAUUGUGACCACGAACGGAGCUGUCUACUAUACCACCACGCCGCCGGCACCCAUCAGCAACAUACCCAUGGAUCAGUUCGCAGCCGCUGUUUAUCCGCCAGUUACUGACUUUACAGCCGCUGGAGUGCCAGCCAUCUACCCACCUUCAGCCAUGCAAUAUCAGCCAUUCUAUCAGUACUACAGUGUGCCAAUGAAUGUACCCACCAUUUGGCCUCAGAAUUACCAAGGUUAAAUCCAAAAAAGAAACAUAAAGUAAACAAAUUUUCGUAGUCGCCAAUUUUUCGUUGAGAGCUGCCCUGAAUAAGAAAACCAUACCAACAACAACUAAACCUACAACUGCAACGACAACAACAACAACAACAACAACCAUCUGCGACAACAACAACUACAAGAACAACAAUACCACGCCUAUAUGCUAUAUAUACGCCCCUCAACUCUGAUCGAACUGCAGCAGCAGCCGCACUCUUAGCUUAUAAUUUAGUUGAUUACGAUUAUGUUAAAAGCCUAUGAUUUAAUUUAAUUUAUGCUAAGUUCGGAGCUUUAGUUUUGGCCACACGCACACUAAAAUAUGUACAUGUAAUGUAAAUUAGUUGAAUGCCAUAGCAGGGGAAGUACCGUACCAGCUACAUCUAUAUACUUUUUAUGUCUUCGAUACAUAACUCUUUCGAUUGGUUUCCAUUUUUUCGGUUUUGCUUGCUGUAAAUAGCAGAGAAUGAAUGUAAAUAGCAGUAGACGGCACAAUCACUUUGCUUAUAUCAAUGCAUAUCCUAUAAAUACCGAUAUGAACCAUACGAACUCCCAGAUCCAUGAAGCUUUGCCAAUUUUUUCCGAAUAUUUUGUAGGAAUUUAUCCAUGUUAACUUUGAGGAUGCAGCAACAGCAACAAUAGUGAUGCUACUACUACUACAGCAACAACAACAACAACAACAAACAGCCACAACAACAAAAGUAAACUAAAAGCAUAAAUAGAAUUUAUAUGAGCGCAGAAGCACACUCACCACAGCUGCAAUUUCGGAAGUGUUUAGUCAAAGGAAAUCACAUAUUGAAGGUGAAAAACAGAAGCUCUGGAAGGACACUCACCCACACCAGCACACCCGCUCUCAGAUACGCACACACACACAUGGGGAAAGCAAGGAGACCAUUGCGAGUGCUGUAAAGUAAGCUGCUUAUGUUAUUAGAGAUGUGUGGCGGUGUGCUGGUGUGCGUGACGAGUGAUGGGGGAUAACAUUUUGGUAGAGGAAACAUUUAUGAUGUGCAAUUAGCGGUGGAGCAGGGGCGGGGCAGGGAGGGGGUGGUCUCUAGCGUUGACAAAACUGCAGUGUGUGUGUGUGGUAAGUCGGCAAGUGAAAGACAGAAAAAUACAUGCAAGCAGAGGAGGCGGGGGAACUUAAACCAUAUUUAAACUAUACCAUAUAGGAAACAUCAUGCUAAAUACACACAGCCGGAUUAUACAGAGGCAGCCAGUGCGGAGAGCACUCACUAAAACCAAUACACCGCACACGCACACACACUCACGAGCAGGACAAACACUAAUAUACACACAUGCUAUAUAGGGACAACUGCAGAACACACACUUACUAUAGAGGUAGCUAAGGAGCGGGUCAGCGAUCGAAGAUUAAAGACAUAAUAUUAUGCGUAAAUUAAUUUAUAUACAUAUAUACAAUACAUAUAAAGCGUAAAGUAAUUGUAACUCGUAACUGUAACUGUCCCACACAGACACAUACAGCAAUACAAAGCAAAAAGAUGAAUAGGCCGAGGAGACGACAUAGUCAAGCAGCAAAGCGACACACACACUAAACACACGCACACUCACACACGCACACACUCACACACCAACGAGUCCUGGGCCGAGGGUCAAGGGUCAUCGUUUAAAGGGACUGCCCUUAACUCUCAGAUCAGAAUUCGUUGAGGAGGAAAACCUAACUUGUAAGCCAAGCAAAAGAAAACUGAACGAAAUUUUAGUCUAAUCGAGCGUACUAAAGGGAGGAGAAAGUAAAAAUCAUAAAACCUAGCCACAUAAGCCAAGCAAAAAGUGAACUAAAAAAAAAAAAACAAAAACUACAAUAAAGAUAUUCAAAAUAUGCUAGCUAAAAUGCGAAAAACAUACACAUAACUCCCGGCCAGUAUAAACGGGAGGCAUAUAUUAGAGACUAUUAAAGGAAAGCUAAACUCAAAGCUCUAGCGACAAGGAAAUAGAUAAAAGUAAAAACUCAAGCAAUACAUAGACACUCAUAGGUGUGUGUUACACAAGAAUAUAUAGUUAAAUAUAUACGAAAAGCAAGCAAACGUAAAGUAAUGUAAUUAAUAAACUAAUGUACAAGAGGAAUCGAGAAGACGAACUCUGCGAAAACGUUGAUUUUGAUCAAUUCUGUUUUUCUACCACUCACUUAAGAUUCUGUUGUAUCUAUUGUUAUGACGAUGAUGAUGGCAUCAAACUAAUCAAAAACACGGGCGGAGAAAGCGAGAUGUGUUAACCAAAAUUAUUUAAAGUAAUGCUAAAGCGCGUUGGCCAGCAAUUUGCGGGGGCAGCCGCGGCGACCUGGCAGCGGAUUCCAUUCAAAAUUGGUGCAUAAUUUGGCUGAAAUGAUGAAUACCUUAGCGGAAAAUUCGAAAUGAAUAUUUACAUACAUAUACGUAUAUGCCUUAUUGAACGAAACUAAAUUAUUUGCCCUGUUAUCGUACGGUGACGAGCGUAAUAAACCAACCCAGAGGUUUCAAAAAUACCUGCUAAAACAGAUGUCGCCGAGGUCGCCCCCAAGUGUAGAUCAAAAUUUGAGACUCGCUGCCGCCGCAAAUGGCCGGCGCCGCGGAGUUGUUGACAAAUUUUUACUAAAUUGUUAAAUAGUUAAAUACAAAACCUUUUUAAAUCGAAUUGUAACAAUAAUUAGAAAUCACUCUUUGUUGAAACGAAGCAAACACACAAAACGUAAUGAAAUGGAAAGCAAUAAUUCACUUAGGCAUGCUCUAGUUAAAAACUGAAAACUGAAAUCAAGUCGAAGAAGCAACAUAGAAACCACCAACCAAGAGUACUUACAUGUAUGUCAGUCAAUAGGGAUUUUAUUUAGUUCGAGGGCACGGGUUCGAGUCCUGGGCCCACGCGCCCGGGGAAUCCAAAUUGCUGGGCGGGGCAAGUGGGGAAAGUCAGUGAAAGAGACGGCCUAGUUUCGAAAUGAGUUCAAUUCGCUCUUUUAUCCAGCCAUCCCAGCAAUUUUAUCUUCCGCAGACUAAUCAGAAAGCGAUCAGAUCAUAACUAAUGAAUCCAAGGCAUAACUUAAGUAUAUACGUGAUAUUUUGAAAUGCGAAAAUUCAUAAAUAAAUUGUUUAGGUUUAAACCAAUAUUAAAUAUAUUAUACAGAUAUAUACAUACAUACAUAUAUACAUUAUAAAGAUAAUGCCGAGGCAUAAUUAAACCAUAACGAUUAAUUAAAAGUAAUGAAUGAACAUUUUUGCUGACAAAACAAACAAAACAAAACAAAACCGAGAGACGAGUAAAAUGUUUGUAAACUCAAUUUAUUGUACGACUUGAAAAGGAAGUUCUUAAGUUUUUACUGAACAGCAGCAGAGCGCAGAGAGCAGAUUGUCCCAUCGUAAAAAUCUAUUUAGUUUAUAUAUAGUGAAUAUUUAUAUUAUAUAUACAUAUAUUAAAUGAACAAAUGGCAAGUAACAAACAAACCAACAAAAAGAAAUAGCAAUUAGACGACAGUAAAGGAAAGUGAAAAUUAUAUAUAUAUACAAUACAUAUAUAUCAUAGCGCAAAGAAUAAUAUAUAUUUUAAUGAGGAACAUCAACUGAUUAAGUGCAGCUCAACUACGAGCACAAAAUGUUUUUAGACUAAGUACCUACCUACCUAAAUGAAUUCAGCAAUUACAUAAUAUAUACAAGAGAUAGACGAGAACGCUGAAACGCGCAGGCCCAGAAGGCAGACUAGCUUCUACUUCUACGGAGUCUAAUUUGUAUAAUUAUAUAUACGUGCAUAUUACGAGGAUAAUGCCCCAUGAUCAUCACAGAAAAAGAAAGUAAACAUAUUUAACCACAAACACACCCACAAACACACUAUACUACCUAUAAAUAUAGAAACGAGAAAGAAGAAAAGAACGCAUAAAUAGCAAUAACAAUAAAGCAACAGCUACUUAAUAAUUUUAGCAAAAUGCAAAACACAAAAAUACGAGAUGAAAAAAUGAAUAGCAAAGUA